Messenger RNA from Trichoderma virens Gv29-8, 2106 nucleotides. RefSeq lists its product as uncharacterized. Bases 1 to 2106 code for a protein of 701 amino acids. Gene Ontology annotation, biological process: DNA-templated transcription; regulation of DNA-templated transcription. The record is from RefSeq and is a predicted model, not a curated record. NCBI's taxonomy places the organism in Eukaryota, Fungi, Ascomycota, Sordariomycetes, Hypocreales, Hypocreaceae. The transcript is spliced from 3 exons. Gene Ontology annotation, molecular function: DNA-binding transcription factor activity, RNA polymerase II-specific; DNA binding; zinc ion binding.
AUGUCCACCGAUCCCAUCGCAGAAGAUGGUUUAAGAAUAUGGAACUGCGUUACAUGUCGGCGCCGCAAGAUAAAGUGUGACAGAAGAGACCCUUGCUCAAAUUGUGUCAAGAAUCGAAUCGAAUGUCAUUUCCCAGUCACUGGCCGUCUGCCACGCCGACGAGAUCCCUCAACGUGGAAGUCGCCGACGGAGAAGCAAGCUGAGCUUCUGGAUCGACUAAGGCGUCUUGAGGCUCUUGUUACAGAACUUGCAGCACAAGUGGAAGACGGCCCAGACAGGACCCAAUCCAUACUCUUGGGUUCAUUACCCAAUGUCACAAGAUUGAUUUCUACUAUGAAAUCUCACUUUGAAGGAGAGACAAAUGAAGACUUUGGAAGAUUGGUUGUUGGAAAAGAAGCUGGUCUACAAAUAGGAAAGGGCUUCUGGUCCGUUUUCUGUAGUGAAGUCGAGCACAUAUUUCAUGCUAUUCAAGAUGUAACUUCAAAUGUAUCGGGUUCGAUUCCUUCGAACUCUGAUGCCAUCUCAUCCAACGGUCACGUAUCAUCGAAUAACAGUUGCUCGGAUUUUUAUUUUGGAAAUGGAUCCAAAGAAGGAGUCCCUCAGAGCCUCGAUUAUUUAUACCCUUUACCAUCACAGAUGCUCUUUAUCUGGCGGACAUAUGUAGAGAAUGUUGACCCAUUCAUCAAAGUUAUCGAUGUUGCAGCUGUGGAAGAGAUUAUGACUAAUUUGAGGGGUAGAUUUGACUCCCUAGAGCCUCGCUUGCAAGCCCUGCUAUUUGCAGUAUCUUUAGCUGCAAUCACAUCAUUGGACGAAGAAGAGACUGUAAAUUGCUUCGAUAUGUCAAGAAAUCAGCUACUUGAUCAGUUUCGGCUUGGAACAGAAAGAGCGCUCGCCAACGCUGGGCUUCUGGUCACAAAAGAAAUUGAAACUAUCCAGGCAUUCGUAAUCUAUCUCUCGCUUCUGCCACACAUUGGGGGCCAAGAACUAUUAUCGCCAUUAUUGGGGUUAUUACUUAGGAUUGCGACAUCCUCACAGCUGCACAGAGAUGCGGAGAAUUUCACAAUGCCUGCUAUGACUCCAGCUGAAAUUGAGACGCGCCGUCGGCUAUGGUGGCACAUUAUCUUUAUCGACUCAACAUCCCGAACUGACCAUGCUGCAGGAUUGUCGGCAUCAGAUACAAUAUUCGACACUAAAACUCCAAGUCAUAUAUUUGAUAAUGGUAAAAGAAAUUCCACGCUACCUUUCGACGCACAAAACGAGUCUGUUAUUUGCAUAAUGCGUUGCGAAAUAUGGCGAUUGUGUCGUUUCCUACACGCACACCAGGGAAAAUCUUUGGAGCAGAAACUGGAAACGUUGAACCAUACAAGGUCGAUGCUAGAGGACUUACAUAUUGCAAACUUAUAUUCCAAUCACGACCUGGCAUCUCUAAUUAAGACUAUGACCUCUCUUGCCUUCUCUAAAGUCGAACACACGAUAUAUAUGCAGCAUUUUCGCAAUUUGAAAGACCGAUCCCAAUCCCCAUCUCAAGAAAUGACGCAACAACAUUUGGAAUCCUCAAUCAAUAUUCUCAAAGACGCUCAUAGGUUGCGAACAGAGCCCUCUUGGAAAAGGUGGAGAUGGCAAUUGCAAGGAGACUUUCCUUGGGCUUCAAUGAGCGCAGUGUUUAUCCAGCUUUGCCGGUCUCCAUGGUCGUCGAUUUCUGAAAGAGGAUGGGCGCUUACCCGCCAAAUUUUGGAAGAAGUCCCAGACAGAGUAAAAGCAAGUGCAUAUUGGGACAUAUUGAGCAAGCUAAUCGCCGCCACUGAAGCUCAUAGAGGGAGGAAUCCGAGAGAGUUGACAGUGCAAACUUGUCCAGACAAUGAGACAAAUGCAUGCAGCUUCAUAAAUACAAAGGCUGGUGCUAAUGAGGCUUCAAACCUCUCGCAUACCCAAUCAGCGAAUAGUCAUAUUCCGAUUGGUAACCUAGACUUUAGCAGAAUGCUAACGUCUAGCAUAAUUGACGAAUCCAAUGAGUUGGAAUCCAUUGUGACAUUCAAUCCUAUGGAAUGGCAGGCAUGGGAUGAGGCACUUAUAGCUGAUGAUCAAUCCUGGGGCUUAGAUUAUUGA